AUGCUCCUGAGGCCACGAAGUCAUGUAAGUUUUUUCUAAAGAUUCAUCGAAGAUGUAGAAAUUCCAGUCCAAGGCGGUCGUUUCAUUGCCAAAAGUUCUUCGAUGUGAAAAGGUGGCUCCCGUUCUUUGGGAGGAUAAGAAGCUCUCGAACCCAUGGCGUAUGUUUUCAAAUGUGCUUCCGACCAUUUUUAUCUUUUUCCAGGUCCAUGAAAACUUCGAGUGAGUCGAUGGACUCAAAUUCAUUUGGCACAUUUGAUCCACGAAAUGGUGGUCAACGAAGAAAGACUGGCGAGAUCCUUGAGGUAGGGUUUUAAAUCAGAUCGUUAUUUUGCAUUUUUCAAGUAGUCUCUUCUAAAAUUGAAAAAAAAAUAAAGUUCUCUGAACACUCUUAGGCUCUAAAAGGUCUUUCUAGUGAACUCGCUUUUCCCAAUUUUCGAUAGUUUUGAAGAACGUCGGUCAAUUGGAUCAAUAACUUCUUUUAAUUUCUUUUUUGGUCAGAACUGAUUAUUAGAGUUUUCUGACCAAGUUGUAAUUUUUCAACUCCAUCAACUGAACCUGGAGUCAUGAAAAAAGCGAAAAAUUGGUCGAAAAUAGAACUGACAAAGGAAAUGCAGGUCGAGUCCCGGAGUUCAGGACCUUGUUCAUGACAAAGGCUCCUGAUUGUCCGGCCACUCGACAGAUUUCGCCAGUUGUUGGGAAGGUGCAUGAGAAGAAGUUUUUCGUGGAUCCGAGAGGUUUUUUCAUAGUUUUUAAAAAAAAUAUAAAGGUUCCCUUUUAGCGCCUUUUCGCGUCGAUAAUCCGAUCUUUUUGGGAAGUUUCGGGCUUUCCCUUCAGUAG
Messenger RNA from Caenorhabditis auriculariae, 837 nucleotides. The record is from the annotation of a GenBank genome assembly. Lineage: Eukaryota; Metazoa; Nematoda; Chromadorea; Rhabditida; Rhabditidae.